UAUUACCAUGAACGAUAGGCUCACUUGUCUUGUCAGUCAUACGGUAGAAGACGAUGGAUGUUGAUUUUUAAUUACUUUUUUCAAGCAACUUUAAGUGAGAGGCAAUCUACAAAUCUUUGUUUAUGGAGUUUUGUGAAAUUACGUUUAAAACCUUAACGUGUUGCAAGACGCUAGUACAAUGAAAUACAUUUUACGAAAAACAUGGAUUAUAAGUAUAAUUUGCCUUGUACUCAUAGAUCACGCCGAAGGUCUAAAUCAGGGGGAGCUUGAUGAGUUAGCGUCCAGUCUACAGAUUCAUGUCAAGGUCCUAGACAAUCUGAGAAACGAUGGGAACAGGCAUAUCGUGCAAACAACUCUAAAAAAUGUCGGACAAUCACCGAUUCCUGAUGUAGGAUGGACGCUAUAUUUCCACAGCAUGUUGAUGGCGUUUCCUGACAGUUUUCAACAUGAAAAUAAUAAAACAGUUGACAUGAACAUUGAAAACGUUCAGUUUGGAGUCGUACAAGGAGAUUUGUAUUAUAUGAAGCCAAUCCCGGGCUUUGCUCCGAUUUCACCGGGUAAAAAAAGGGUGUAUAAUGUGGUCGUUCAGUAUUGGGCGGUUGCAAAGACCGAUUUUAUGCCAUUGUGGUAUGUUUCAUCUGACACUGAGAGUGUCAAACCACGUGUUGUUCAAUCAACAUUGUCUUUUGAUCUUGAUUAUGUUGAGGAUUUCGGUGACAUAAGGCAAUGGAAACGCAAAAGGGAAGACCGGUAUAACCCAUACAGCCCGCAAGAUCGUUGGUCGAAGUUCCGAUUUGUAGGGAGCCGAGAGGAAUCGGUUGUCAUACCAAGCCCUAAGAACAUAGAACGUCAGGAAGAUGGACCACUUAUUGUGUUUGAUUAUUCGUGGAAAGUGUUUGAUGUUGAUGGAGCUUUCAUCGAAAUUGCUAAAUAUAUGAAAGAAAUCUUCAAAGUCGAUUCCUCAGUAAGUGAUGGUCCAAUGUUAAUUAAGCUUAUAAAAAACAUCACACUGCCUGGACAAGCAUAUUUAUUGCAGAUUGAAGCUGAACACAAAACUAUUGUUUUACAAAGCAGUACACCUCAAGGCAUGUUCUAUGCUGUACAGUCCUUACGAGCCAUAAUCGAUGACACGAAUCGAGUCUACAUUCCUUCAAUGACAAUUGAGGACGCCCCACGAUACGAGUGGCGAGGUAUGCACUUAGAUGUGGCAAGAAACUUUCACACUCUUCAAGACGUGAAAAGACUUAUUCAAGCCAUGUCCAUGUACAAAAUGAAUCUACUUCAUCUACAUCUCACAGAUGAUGAGGGAUGGAGAAUAGAAAUUCCUGGCCUUCCAGAACUUACUAAGAUUGGAAGUCGUCGAUGUCACGAUUUGAAUGAAACACAAUGCAUUAUACCACAAUUUGGAUCAGGUCCAUUUGCCAAUUCCUCUGGUACAGGUUAUUACACGACGGCGGAAUACAAGGACUUGCUUAGAUUUGCUAAAAAACACUUUAUAACGGUUGUUCCUGAGUUCGAUACACCUGGACACUGUCAUGCAGCUGUUGUUUCCAUGGAAUAUAGAUACAAUAAAUUCAAAAUGAAUGGAGACGAAACUUCUGCAAAGGAAUACCGUCUGGUUGAUCCAGAUGAUGUAUCAUUUUAUAGAUCAGUUCAAAACUGGCGAGACAACGCUAUCAAUCCAUGUAUUGAUUCUACAUAUAAGUUCAUAGAGAAGAUAAUUGAUGAGAUAAAAAACAUGCACAAGGACAUACAACCACUAGAAAUAUACCAUUUUGGCGGGGAUGAAGUUGCAAAGGAAGCAUGGAAACACUCGCCUUUGUGUCAGAAGUUUUUAACAAUCAACCCGAAAUAUAAUGUUACACAUGGUUUGAAGAAAUAUUUUGUUACGCGGGUUGCUGAAAUAGCAGCUGCAAAAAAGGUUAAACUUAGCGGAUGGGACGAUGGGUUCCUAAAUGGACAAUCCAGUCCAGAACCUAUUCCGAUCAGUGAAUUUUCCAACGCUGAGUUGUUUGUCAAUACGUGGAACAAUAUCUGGGAAUGGGGUGGUGGAAGCAAUGCAUACAAAUUUGCCAAUGCUGGAUUUAAGGUUAUUCUCACCCAAGCAACUAAUUUGUACUUUGACCAUCCACAAGAGCCGGAUCCAGAAGAGAGGGGACUUUACUGGGCGACCCGAUUUACAGAUACUAAAAAAGUGUUUCGGUUUAUGCCCGAGUCCUUGUAUGAUAACAUUUUUGAAGAUAGAUCAGGGGGACCUUUAUCAAAACUUGAAAUAUGUGGAGAGGACAUGUCUAAAUGCACCCUUCUGAAGAAACCAGAAAAUGUUAUUGGAAUGCAAGGUGCAUUGUGGAGUGAGACUGUAAGAACAAGUCAGAACAUGGAUUAUAUGAUAUAUCCUCGACUUCUUGCGUUAGCUGAAAGGUCCUGGCAUAAGGCCUCUUUCGAAGAUCAAAGUGACAAUAUUGAAGUUUUUGAAAACGAAUGGAUAACAUUUUCGAAGGCGCUUGGAAUGAGAGAAUUCAAACGUCUUGACGAUCUUGGCAUAUCAUUUCGUGUUCCACCUCCUGGUGCAAGGCUAUUGGAAAAUGGAGAAAUGCAAGUCUCAACAACAUAUCCUGGACUCGGAGUAGAAGUGAGCAAAGACAACGGCACUUCCUGGCAACAAGUGCCUGAAGAGAUAGUCAACAAUCCUAAUCGCUCCACAGUGGUUAAAUCUGAAGGCGAUUGGCAUUCUGUUAAACUGAGAACCACAUUUAGGAAUGGUGAUAAAACGAGGUAUAGCCGUUCAAUAACGCUCAAUAAAGAAGUAGCUCGUCCGGUGGUUGAACAAUACAUGUUGAAUUACAUCGCUGAAAACCUUCUUAUCCAUGUUGAAGUCGUUGAUAACCUUAACAAAGACGACGAUAACUAUAUGAGGAUUAAGCUAGAGCUGACCAACAACGGAUCUAUGAACAUACCGUCUGGUGCUUGGAGAAUUUACUUUUACAGUCUUUACGGUGCAAAAGCCAGCAAGUUGAGCUGUGGCCUUUCUAUAGGACAUGUUAACGGUGGUCUGUUCUACAUCGAACCAACACCUGGUUCCUUCCCGGGAAUUCCUGCCAUGCAAAGUCUUAAUCCGUGCAUAUACAAUAACAAGUGGUGGAUGGUCAGCCGAACGGACAAUAUGCCAAACUGGUUUGUGACUGCUCCUGGUAUGAAAGCAAUGAAACUCAAAGCAACGAAGAGCGAGACUUUGAGCUAUGUGGGCAAAUUUGACACCGCGGCAAAAUGGAAAAGAACACGGGAAGACAGGUUUGAUCCCUAUACGGCUCCAGAGAGAUAUGAUAUUCUUCGCAGAGACCCUUCAUCUAAACCAGUAUAUCGGGUUGUACCAACUCCAAUGAAGUCAUCAUUUUCCGAACACGAAACCACUCACAUUGAUAAUUUAUUCGUAGUUGUAGAAUCACAGGAAUUUAAAAGAGAAAGUCAGUUUCUAGCAGGGAUGCUUGAAGUAAACAUUGUAGCAACUGCACAGGAUUCGUCAAAACAAAUCAAAUUCGAAAUGAAGCAGAAUAUAGGCGGAAGUGACGCAUACGAGAUAAACAUCAGUCCAGAGACACACACUGUCGUCAUACAGGCCCAAGAAGCCUCCGGGGCAUUUUAUGGGGCACAGACCUUGCUAUCGCUUGUGGAAGACAAUGAUAGACAGAUUCCUAAAGCUACUAUCAAAGACGCGCCGAGGUUUGGAUAUCGUGGUGUUAUGUUAGAUGUGGCACGCAAUUUUAAACCGAAGAAUUGGAUAUUGAAGUUUAUCGAUGUGAUGGCCACGUAUAAACUGAACAAGCUUCACCUUCAUCUGAGCGACGACGAAGCCUGGAGGAUAGAAAUACCCGGUAUACCUGAAUUGACGGAGAUUGCAAGCAAACGAUGCCACAGCGAAUACGACGAUGAAUGUGUUGUGCCCCAGCUAGGCUCAGGGCCUGAUACGGAUACAUUAGGGUCGGGCUUUUACACCGUCGACGAUUACAGAGAGAUUCUCGAUUACGCUAUGUCCAGGCACAUAGAAGUUAUACCAGAGAUCGACAUGCCGGGACACUCAGCUGCAGCAAUCACUGUGAUGGAAAAGAGAGAGGAUGAUAUUGACUUCAUGGAGAGUCACGCAUAUGGGCCAUUACCGCAGUCGUGGCUGCUUUAUGACCACAAGUUUAACUCAAGUGUUUACAGUGUGCAAAAAUGGUUAAAGAACGCGAUGAAUCCAUGCAUGAACUCUACGUACAGAUUCGUAGAGCGGGUAGUGAACGGCCUGAAAGAAAUUCAUAGGCCUGUUCAACCAUUGCGCAUAUUUCACAUGGGCGGAGACGAGGUGGCACGUGGAUCCUGGGAUGAAUCCAGAGAGUGCUUCGAUAACGUGGACCUUCGCGGCAAGGACACGGUGGCGUUGCAGCGGGUGUUUAUGAACCGUGUGGCAAGGAUUAUAUCAGACAAGGGCCUGAAUCUCGGUGUCUGGGAAGACGGCGUUUAUGCUGAUGACAAACCAAACCCAAUAACAGACUUCAAGUCAGAUGUGUUUGUGUAUCCAUGGAACAACAGAUGGGGUACGAACAAAGCCAAAAGAUCAUCAGAGUUCGCUGAUGCUGGAUACAAGGUGAUUCUACCUCUGGCCACCCAUCUCUACUUUGACAUGCCACAAGAGCCCGACCCGGAGAGUCGCGGACAUUACUGGGCGACCCGCUUCAUCGACGCCCACAAAGUAUUUGGGCUCAUGCCGGAUAACAUAUUUGCUAACGUGGAUGUGGACCGGAUGGGAAAUUCUGUGUCCUUGGAAGACUUGUGUGGAAAUGCUGCUUGUCCUCAGCCGAAUAAGACGGAAAAUAUCAUCGGUCUGCAGGCAUGCAUGUGGGCGGAAGUGAUGCGUACAGAGGAGCAGUUUCAUAACAUGGCCUUCCCUCGUCUUCUCGCCCUUGCCGAGCGCGCAUGGCACCGUGCAAACUGGGAGGAAAUAGAAGAUUGGAGCGCGCGGGACGCAUACCGGAAUUCCGACUGGGAGGCGUUCGCGGAUGUCCUCGGCUACAAGGAACUUCCUCGGCUUGAGAAGAAACAGGUUCUUUACCUCGUUGAGCCACCGGGAGCUAGGGUUGAAGGCAACGUACUGAUGACAAACACGCGGUACCCUAACCACUUGGUAGAAAUAAGCAUGGACGGAGGUGAGACGUGGAACGAAUUCCAAAAACAAAGCCUGGCUAACGGGGAACAUACAUUCCACUUUAGAACGAAGUCGCCGGUGCUAGGCCGCGUGAGUCGCCCUAUUGAGCUGAUAGCCGUAGUUGAGGGUGACGGUCGGGCGGGUUCCGCUGUAUCGUCUUCUCCCACGUAUCUCACCAUACUAGUUACAUUUUUCUCUUUUGUUUGCAUGAUUUGGCGUGUUUUGUAAAAUAAGUUUUGUUUGAAGGUGUUUUGAAACCUCAGGAUGCAAGUUGAAAUAUUCAAACGUGUGUGCAUGUAUGUCUAAUCUGUAAAAGUUUGCACACGACUGCUGUAUAAUUUAUGAUAUAUUUUUUUUGCGUGUUUGACUAGACUUAUGGCAUAUCAUGGUUGGGCUGACAAAAAUAUCAUAUGAUCAAGUAUCCUGAUUGCUUUUUUAUGAUAAUGACAUUACAUAAAAUUUAUGCAAUAAAACAACUUAAACCAAUGAUUUUGACAUGGUCAUACAGCAAUUAAAACAUGUCUAACUUAGGCAUGUUUUGGUUCCCUUCAGGAUCCUUUAAAAAGAUUUAAUAUAUUCCAAAAACAAAAAUCUUAUAUUAUUAUUUUUGUAUUUAUUGACGAAUUUAAUUAAAACUUUAAGAGAUUCAAUAAGUAAGCUAUCGAAAUAUAACUUCUGAUUAAAAGUAUGAUGAUGGAUUUCAUUGACUAGGAAUUAAUGACGUCACGCUUGCAAACAUAUAGAAUGAUGUCAGAAUCGUUCAAAGACGGUAACGACGUCUUCUGACUAAAACGUUGGGUUUUAAGUGAAUAUCCCUACCAAUUUUCACUAUGUGUUGUUGUUUUUUCCCAAACUAAUUGACAGUUACUAUAUGAGUUUUCACAGAGACCGGAUAUAAUAUUGGGUGUAUAAAUAUGUUUGUUGUAAGUGAUUGAUAUGGCUUACAUGUAUUCUGUGUUUUAUCUGUACGAGUGAAAUCGUGGUUCGUGUGAGCAUUUAAUGCAGUCACAUAAUUAAAAUUAAGAAAAUUCGAGUGUUUGCAUGUACAAAAACAUAACCAUUAUUAUUCAUUUUAGUAAUAAGUAUGUACCUAUACCCGUGUGGCAUUUACAUAGUGAACACAUACAACUGAUGUGUUACGCAUAAACUAAAACAGAUUUGUAAAAUUAUAAAAAAUAAAGUUUUAAAAA
This is a messenger RNA of Mya arenaria, 6372 nucleotides long. RefSeq lists its product as uncharacterized. The record is from RefSeq and is a predicted model, not a curated record. Bases 179 to 5410 code for a protein of 1743 amino acids. Gene Ontology annotation, cellular component: membrane. Gene Ontology annotation, molecular function: polysaccharide binding; beta-N-acetylhexosaminidase activity. Gene Ontology annotation, biological process: ganglioside catabolic process; glycosaminoglycan metabolic process; carbohydrate metabolic process. Lineage: Eukaryota; Metazoa; Mollusca; Bivalvia; Myida; Myidae. The transcript is spliced from 22 exons.